This is a messenger RNA of Candida albicans SC5314, 2790 nucleotides long. It is a transcript of the gene PUF3, whose product is annotated as mRNA-binding protein. Lineage: Eukaryota; Fungi; Ascomycota; Pichiomycetes; Serinales; Debaryomycetaceae. Gene Ontology annotation, cellular component: cytoplasm. The record is from RefSeq and is a predicted model, not a curated record. The transcript has a single exon. Gene Ontology annotation, molecular function: mRNA 3'-UTR binding. Gene Ontology annotation, biological process: nuclear-transcribed mRNA catabolic process, deadenylation-dependent decay. Bases 1 to 2790 code for a protein of 929 amino acids.
AUGCUGUCUGAAACUAUUUGGUCUAGUGGACAUAAUUCCCCAAUUCAGAAUAACCUUCUGUUGGCAUCUACCACAACUAAUAAUACUUCUCAAUAUAAAUCAGUAAUUGAUCAAGUUGAUCCAGAUGUAAUUCGAUUAUUCGCCAAUUCAAAUUCAUUUGAUCCGUUAUCCUCGUCAACAGGACCAGGAACAACAGGACAUACUUCUGGAUUAACUUCGGGUACAGAUAGAAGAUUAUCAUUUAAUGAUGGUAGUGACAUUAUUGAAAGUGAUUUUUUUGGAUUUAAACGUGGUGCCUUAUCAGCAAUUACCGCACCUGUAGUUGGGAAUGGAAAUAAUGGUCGUCAUCAUAAUCAAGUGACAAAUAAAAAUUUUGGAACUGCUUCUAUUAGUGGAGGUAUUGCUAAUAGACAUCCACCUCAAGAUAGUUUUUUACAAAAAUUUUCUAGUGUUGCUGAUGCCACAAGAGAAAUUGAAUUGGGUAGAUUAUCAUUAGAUGACAGAAAUAAUGGUAAUAAUCAAGUUUCCAGUGUUAAUGAAAUCAAAAUGGUUAAUACUAGUGCAUUCACUUCACCUCAUGGAUCUUUGAAUGAAAAUUUGAAUAUGCCAGUACCAACAAGAGGAGGAUCAAGACAUCAGUCAAUAAGUGAAAAAAUUGAUAAUUAUAAUAAUAAUUCACCCAUUCAAACAGCUGCAGCAUUAUCGAUAAAUUCUGAUUUAAAUUCUGACACUGUGAAUAUUAACAGCACCACAACUAAUAGUAAUCACGAUGCCACUAAAAAUCAAGGAAAUUAUUCUCAUAAUUUUUGGAAUCCAGCAGCUGCUACUUCAUUUACUCCUGUAGGAGCAAUACCAACACCUAAUUAUUUUAUUGAUGCUAAUGGAUUACCUAUACCUCCAUUACCAAUGCCACCUCAAGGAUUUUAUCCACCUCGUGGUGGUAAUGCUUCUAAUUCUGGUGGAGCUAAUUCUAUUAGUCCUCCACCUCCAUUUAUGAUUCCAUCGCCCCCACCUCCAUUUUUGGACCCAAGUGUAUAUAGUAUGAUGUAUGGUGGUAAUUUCCCUCCUCCUCCACCUCCACCACCAUCACAACAACAACAACAACAACAACCAUCACAGCAACAGCAACCAUCACAUUCUAACCAAGACAAAAAGGCAAAUGAAACUAAUUCCAAAUCAAAAGAAACCAAAUAUUCUGAUACAGAAUCUCAUGAAGAAGAUAAUGAGAAACAAGAUAAUUAUCAUGGCCCUGGCCCCGUACCAGGUCCAGGUCCAGGUCCAGGUCCAAUUGGUGUCGGUCUUAUGAAUCGUCAAUUUUCACCUGCUUCAUUUAUGUUUCAUCCAUUUAAUCCUUAUUCUAUGUAUCAACUGUCACCACCAUUAGUCCCACCUGAAGCAGCUUUAGGAGGAAUGGCCUCACCUCCUCCUCCUCCACCAUUACCACAACAACAGCAACCACAACAACAGUCAGCACCAUCUUCCCAAGGUAAAUCUACAUCAGGCGUUUCUGGUUCUUCUACAUCUACCUCAACAUCACAUCAUUCACAAUCAAAACAUCAUCAUCAUCAUAACAACAACAACAAUAAUAAUAAUAAUAGUAGUAGUAGUGGCAGCACUCCUGGUGUUGGAUCAAAGAGGAAAGGUAAUUUCAAAGGUAAAAACAAUACUACUAAUGGUGGUGGAAAUCAUAUUUAUCGUUCCCCUUUAUUGGAAGAAGUACGUUCUAAUCCUAAACCAUAUCAAUUGAAAGAUAUUUAUGGUCAUGCAAUUGAAUUUACUAAAGAUCAACAUGGAUCAAGAUUUAUUCAACAAAAAUUACCCGAAGCUACUGAAGAAGAAAAAGAAACUAUUUUCAAUGAAAUUUGGGAGAUCUCAUAUGAAUUAAUGACCGAUGUUUUUGGGAAUUAUGUUAUUCAAAAAUAUUUUGAAUAUGGUACUACUACUCAAAAACAAGUUUUACUUGAAAGUAUGAUUGGGCAUAUACAUGAAUUAUCAUUACAAAUGUAUGGAUGUCGAGUAGUACAACGAGCAUUAGAAGCCAUUGACAAUGAAGGACAAUUGAGAAUCAUUGAAGAAUUGAAAGAUCAUAUUUUAAUUUGUUGUAAAGAUCAAAAUGGGAAUCAUGUUAUACAAAAAUCAAUUGAAAAAAUUAAACCAUUUUCACAAAUUAGAUAUAUUUUAACCAGUCUAGAUAAUCAGAUUUAUCAUUUAUCUACUCAUCCUUAUGGAUGUAGAGUGAUUCAAAGAUUAUUAGAAUAUUCUGAUAUUGAUGAUCAAAAAUUGAUUUUAUCUCAAUUAAAUAAUUUUCUUUAUUAUUUAAUUUUAGAUCAAUAUGGUAAUUAUGUUAUUCAACAUAUUUUAGAAAAUGGUACUCAAGAAGAAAAAGAACCAAUUUUAGAAAUUGUUUUAGGUUCAGUUGUACAAUUUUCAAAACAUAAAUUUGCUUCAAAUGUUAUUGAAAAAUGUAUUAAAUUUGGUGAUAUAAAUCAACGGAAAAGAAUUUUACAUGAAGUUAUGCUUGGUAAUGAAACCAUUUUGGGUGAUGAUGAUAUUGAUGGUGAACCAGUUAAAGAAGAUUCACCAUUGGCAUUAAUGGUGAAAGAUCAAUUUGGUAAUUAUGUUAUUCAAAAAUUGGUGGAAGCAUUUGAUGGUGAUGAAAGAAAAUUAUUAAUUAUUAAAAUCAAAAAAUGUUUAAGUUUAUCAAGUAAUAAUUUGGCCAGUAUUCGUAAUAUUAGAAAUAUUAUUGAUCAUGUUAGUGAAUCAAAUCUGGAUUUAAAAGUUGAAUCGUAA